CGACGGCUGCUGACGUUGCCACUUUCCAGCUGAGCCCUUCCAUGUUUGCUUGCGUGUGUGUGUGUAUGUGUGGUGCGUGCGUGGGUCUGCCGCAUUAAAUUUGGAUUUUACUCCGACUUGGACCUGACCCGGAUUUGAAACUCGGACCACGACGAUGAUGCGACUGGAGCUGAUGCUGGCCGGCCUCCUGCUGCUCUGCGCCACCGGCGCCAGCGCCUGGCACUCGGAGGAACUGGAGAUCUUUGACUUGGUCGAGGAGGUAAACCGCAACUUCUACGAGUUCAUGGGCAUCAACCAAACGGCAACGGGCGCCGAGGUGAAGCGCGCCUUCCGCACCCUGUCCAUUGUCCUGCAUCCGGACAAGAAUCCGGCCGAGGAUGCCAACAUUCAGUUCCGCAACCUCGUUUCCAUCUACGAGGUCCUCAAGGAUCCCUCGCGCCGAGAGAAGUACGACCGGGUGCUAAAGGAGGGCAUGCCCAACUGGAAAUCUGCCCUCUACUAUUACCGACGGAUGCGCAAGAUCGGCCUCUACGAGGGCGCCUUCAUCCUCUUCCUGAUUACCACCGUGGGCCAGUAUCUAUUCGCUUGGGCGGCCUACCUCGAGAAGAAGUACACCGCCGAACAGGUGUUUGGCUCCAAGCUGAAAAAGCUGCAGAAGAAGAACAAGAACAUCGACAUGGACGUGAUCCUCAGCGAGAUACCGAUGCCCUCGCUCCUGAACACCCUGCCCAUCCAGAUCCCAUUGGCCCUGUGGAACAUGCCGCGCACCAUCAAGAACGGAUUCAGCAAGGCCAACGAGCUUAAGGAACUGGCCUUGGAGAAGCGCAGGCAGGAGCUGGAGGCCGCCCGUCGUCAGGAGGAACUAGAGCGGGAGGCAGAGGAGCAGGCGCGCCUGCGCAAGGAGCACAAGGAGAAUCUGCGAAAACGCAAGCAGAACAGCAAGGCUCCAGAGAAAACCGAGGAUGAGUUGCGCGGCUAUUCGCAGAUCCAGGCGCGCGAAAUGACCGAUGAAGAUGCAGUUCGUCCUGCUUCCCAGAAGAGCACGGUGAGCGGCGGCUUCUGGACUGACGAGGAUCUUACCGAGCUGAUUCGCUUGGUAAAGAAGUAUCCAGGCGGAGCUGGCAGCCGCUGGAACACCAUCGCCGAAUCGAUGAACCGCAGCGUUCAGGAGGUGACCUUCAUGGCGGCCAAGAUGAAGGAGAACGGCUACCGCAUUCCCGGCCAAACGGAAAGCGUGGCCGAGGCUCUGGUCCAGGAGUCGCAGCAGGCGCAGCGCAAGGAGAAAGUGAAGAAGGCAGCUGCAAAUGCAGGUGCUUCGGCUGAGAAGAGCAUGCUCAUUCCGGAGACCAACUGGACGCAGGAGCAGCAGCGCGCCCUGGAGGCUGCGAUAGUCAAGUACCGAAAGACGGCCGGCGGAGACCGUUGGCAAAAGAUCGCCAACAGUGUGCCGGAGAAGACCAAGGAGGAGUGCCUGGUGCGCUACAAGUAUCUCUGCGAGCUGGUCAAGACGCAGAAGCGGGCCGAGGAGGAGGCCAACGAGCCGGACGAGGGUGUAGCCGCCAUCGAGGAAGAGCUCCCCGAGGAGGAGCCCCAUGCGCCGCCAGAACCGGAAGAGGCGCCAGCCUCCAAGAAGCUUAGCAAGCGGGAGCAGCGACGUCGUAAGCGGAACCUAUCCAGUGGCGAGGACUCGGACGAUGCAUAUCAGUACGAGAUCAGUUAGUCGGAAAGCCGGCUUCCAUUCGGUCCUGCUGCGGAUCAUCCUCGUGUGGCUCAAAUCUAGACGUAAUUGAAUUUUUUUAUAUUUUGCAUUAAAGACUUUCUGGCACAGCAUUCUGGACCUAGCCUAUCCUAAUCCGCGGCCCGAUCCUCCGCCCCUUCCGUUUCCAUCACUGUGUGUAGCGCUCAUCUUAUGUUUUGUACAUAAUUCUAUAUUGUAAACAUCUAAAUGUCGAUUAAUUUUGCUAAGUAAACGAAAUGUGUAAGGCAGUGAA
Messenger RNA from Drosophila erecta, 1991 nucleotides. RefSeq lists its product as uncharacterized. The record is from RefSeq and is a predicted model, not a curated record. Bases 155 to 1720 code for a protein of 521 amino acids. Gene Ontology annotation, cellular component: endomembrane system. The transcript is spliced from 3 exons. NCBI's taxonomy places the organism in Eukaryota, Metazoa, Arthropoda, Insecta, Diptera, Drosophilidae.